CUUUGUGCACGGACGUUGUCCUGAAGUGCGCUAGCGCUGGCAUAAAACGCAUCUUCUCUCGCUCUUGCUUUCGAGUUAUACAUCUCACACUUCAACAGCCUACCCACAUAUACUCGGAACUUCACUCUAGGACCGUUCGCUUCGCCAGGACCAUACCGACAUCGAAAACAUCUACAAAACAUUCGUUCCCUUUCAUCAUCACCAACAGAGUCAUCAUGUCUGCACCACGCGGAGGAGGACGUGGACGAGGCCGUGGCCGUGGUCGAGGUCGCGGAGACUACUACACACCAAACGAUCAUCAAAAUCAGAACCAGCCCCAACAACAAGCGGAACCUGAUCGCGCAGCAUCAACAAACAACACUGUCGAUCUCCUCAAAGGCUUCCUAGCACGGCGCUACGAUGCUUCCACCAAACUGCUCAAUUUCUCGACUAUUGCCACUGAUGAAGAAGUUGCUAAGAGUGGGAUGUUCCGGCACGAAUCAACGCAAAAGAAAUUCUUCCCAGCGCUCAUGGUCAUCUGCGAUGACAUGCUCGAAACCCGAGAAGCCAAGGAGGCAGCCAUCGAAAGCGUCACACUAUGCGGCAACAACAUAACAAACCUCAACGUAGUAUUCGAUCUCUGCAAGACCCUGAGUCAUAUCAAAAACCUCGACCUAAGCGGCAACGCCUUCCAUUCAGUCAACGCGCUAAAGCCCUGGAAAGGCCGGUUCAGGAAGCUGGAACACCUGAUCAUCGACCCCUUCAGCAGCAUCGGCUGGGAAGAGGAGCUUACAGCCUGGUUCCCCAAACUGAAGAUCUUGAACGGAACUCAGGUCCGCGCUGAUAAGCCUGCAGCGGGCGACGCGAACAUGAUCACGGACGCACCAAUGGCCGUAACACCACAACCAAUGACUAACGCGCCAACACCGACACCAACAUUACCAACACUAGCUUUCGACCAACAGAAGGAGGAGAUGAUCGUGUACGUUCAGCAAGCGACGAAUCUCAAGCGGGAUUACGCGAUUCAGUGUUUGGAGGCUGGAGGAUGGGAUCUGAAUCGUGCAGGGGAGCUGUUCACGCAAAGCCAGCCCUGUCUGCCACCAGAUGCAUAUAACUAGGUGUUCAACGUAUUGGAGGCGAUGGAAGUUUGUUGAAAAGCAUGGAAUAGCAAGGUUGUCAAUUACCGGAGUUUUCUUUCUUUUGUUCUGCAUAAAUUGUUGCAUAGCGGUUUGGAGUCGACAGGGUGGCUCAUCUGGAUUCAACGGGCGUGCAUGGAAGGGAUCGUAUGUAUCGAACACAAACGGAUAUUUGUGUUGUCGAGAUUGGCAUUGUAGCCGACACAAUAGA
Molecule: messenger RNA, 1326 nt
Organism: Macroventuria anomochaeta
Lineage: Eukaryota; Fungi; Ascomycota; Dothideomycetes; Pleosporales; Didymellaceae
Exons: 1
Coding region: 216-1097 (293 amino acids)
Biological process (GO): poly(A)+ mRNA export from nucleus
Cellular component (GO): nucleus
Molecular function (GO): RNA binding; protein binding
Source: RefSeq, a predicted model, not a curated record